AUGGAAGAGAGUACUAGGAAGCGUGGUGAUCAAACACCAAAAGGUGGCGUUAGCACGCUUUCCCACAGCCAAAAUCCAGCGCUGAGGGAUGACUCGAAGAAGGCGUUUUCUUAUCACCUUGACCCAUCCCUAAUCUUCGCUUCAGAGCCCCUCACUGUUUUCUCAAUGUCCCAGUCCAACAUCUUCAAUUUUUCAAAUAUUUUGCUCAGUCAGAGCGAAUCUGAAGGAACCAGUACCACUGAUAGCUGCCGUGAACAUCUAGACGCAUUCCACGGUUUCGAAGGAGGAAUCAAUGAACUGUUACUCCCCUCAGUUUUCCAAGAAUAUUACAUGCCUGAACAAGAUAUUCAGGUGUUUAACUCAAUUCCCCAAACCCAUGGCGGUAACGACAAUUUGCAGGAAGGACUACUGAGUCUCGAUAAUGCCGCGUUGGAUGUUGUUUACCAUUCCGCGGCACCAGGUGUACCAUCUGCGGUCCCGUACACGUCCCAGGAUUUAGCGCAAAUAUGGGACUCUGACUUUUCCUCUCUAAAUGAAUAUCUGGUCAAUCCUACGGAGGGCGUUUUGAACACAGCUUCCUAUCGCACACCGGCUGCUAUGACUAUGAGCAGCUCAACUAAUGAGGCUCCCCAUGCUGUAUACUCAGAUUUUGCACACCGUGCAUACGGAGAGUCAUCAGGAUUACAUUUCAGCUCCAUGUCCAGGAAUGAGUUUCAGAGGCCGGUUAACACUUUUGAACCGGAACACAAGACCCAACUUAGUCGAAAUCCUGUAUUGAUGACCCCUUUCCCGCGAUGCCUUUCUGUUGGCCCAUCAAGACAGCCAAGGGGCAUGUCUCAUCACACGUAUACCCCGUACAGUCUCAUAGAGACCCAACAUAACCCAGCAUCACACCACAUAGAGUGCGCUCCCAAUCUACAAUCCAAUCCAACCUGGCGCAUCCCUCCAUCUGGAGAGAUGAUAAAUCAAAUAUCAAUGUCCGAGCAAGGGCAAUUCCAAGGCGUGGAAGGCUCCGGGAUUAUUCCCGUAGAGCAGACUUCCAAAGGGGCCUCUGGAUCACGUAAUGCUCGAAGAUCCGAGCCUCAACAAGAACAAGGAAAUAGAAGAGUGGCACCCAAAAGGGGUCCCCGGGUUGUACACAGGGCCUUCGUACGUAAAGUACGCAUAGACCGAGUCACUGGAAAGCCGGUGUAUCAAGGCAUGAGACCCGACACAAAACAACAAACAGAAAAUACCAGUGAUUCCUGUAAUUCGUAG
Molecule: messenger RNA, 1257 nt
Organism: Psilocybe cubensis
Lineage: Eukaryota; Fungi; Basidiomycota; Agaricomycetes; Agaricales; Agrocybaceae
Exons: 7
Coding region: 1-1257 (418 amino acids)
Source: RefSeq, a predicted model, not a curated record